Megalops cyprinoides (Indo-Pacific tarpon) is the source of this 2857-nucleotide messenger RNA. RefSeq names its product torsin family 1 (gene tor1). The record is from RefSeq and is a predicted model, not a curated record. Gene Ontology annotation, molecular function: ATP hydrolysis activity; kinesin binding; ATP binding. The transcript has 5 exons. Gene Ontology annotation, biological process: nuclear membrane organization; protein localization to nucleus. Lineage: Eukaryota; Metazoa; Chordata; Actinopteri; Elopiformes; Megalopidae. Gene Ontology annotation, cellular component: nuclear envelope; endoplasmic reticulum lumen; endoplasmic reticulum. The coding region runs from base 368 to 1378 and encodes 336 amino acids.
UCAGAAUAGUAUUAAAGAUUCAGCUACUUCAUAUAUUGCGUCAGAGUGUUUCCAGAUAGUCUAUAUAUAAUUUAUACAGAGUGUAUUCACUGAAACAUUGAUUUAGCAGUGUGGCUUGUUAGUUAUUUGGCGAACCAUUUGAAAAGUUAGUUAUCUGUAGCUAGCUAGUUAAGUGGUUGGUAUGUAAGAUUUGGUAGCACAACGCUUAUCUAAACAAAGACCAAAGGCACAGAUAACGCUAAUCAGACGAAGUUUUUUUUAAGUUUCAUUCAAAAAACUAACCAACUGAUAGACUGUAAUUCUUGAUAUUCAGCCGGCGAGCGGAUCUGACACUGUUGCGGUCCUCUCCGGUUCUCAGCUGACCAAGAUGCAAUUGCAGCCGCUAGCCCCAGUUUUGCUGUUGCUGGGGAACACGGUGCUCACGGCGGCCGGCGAGCCUAUUAGCACCAGCAUCGCCGUAGGAAUGGCAGCCGUUCUCACCGGCCUCCUCGCCAGUUACCAAGGCGUGCUUUAUUACUUCCACGAGUGUUGCAGAGAAGAAUGGAUAUCAUUUAACAAAUCAGGUUUGGAAAAAGACCUGGAGAGGAAGCUCUUCGGUCAGCACAUAGCGUCGCGGGUUGUCCUGAAAGGCGUCACUGGAUUCAUGAACAACAAAUCCCCGAAAAAGCCGCUGGUUCUGUCCCUCCACGGGUCCACAGGGACAGGGAAGAACUUCGUCAGUCAACUGAUCGCCGACAACAUCUACAAAAAGGGAAUGACCAGCAACUACGUCCACCUGUUCACGUCCACCGCUCACUUCCCCCAUCCAAGUCAGAUUGACACUUACAAAGUCCAGCUGCAACAAUGGAUCAAAGGGAAUGUGAGCAGUUGCCCUCGGUCCCUGUUCAUUUUUGAUGAGAUGGACAAGAUGCCCCUGGGGCUCAUCGAUAGCAUCAAACCCUACCUGGAUUACUAUGACAACCUGGAAGGAGUGUCCUAUCGCCAUGCAAUUUUCAUUUUCCUCAGUAACGCAGGUGGGCAGAACAUCUCGCAAGUGGCAUUGGAUUUCUGGUUAAAAGGCAAAGACCGAGAGGAGAUACAGCUGAAGGAUCUGGAAGCAGCAUUGUCUCUGGAGGUCUUCAACAACAAAAACAGUGGCUUCUGGCACACCAGUCUGAUUGAUAAGAACCUGGUGGACUUCUUCAUCCCCUUCCUGCCCCUGGAGCGCAGACACAUCCGCGCGUGUGCCCUGGCGGAGAUGGCGGCUCAGGGCUUACCCUUGGACGAGGAAAUCGCGGGCCGGGUGGCUGACGAAAUGAUCUACUCCCCAAAGGCAGAGAGGGUCUUUGCAUCGAAGGGCUGCAAAACCACCAGGAGCAAGCUGGACUACUACACAUAGGGCUGUCGGUGCACAGACAAUUUCCUUGCACUUUCCAAAGAACUGUCAGCAGGUUCUGCCCGGGACGAGAAGUCCUGGAAUAGCCAAGGGCCAGAAGCUGAGCAUGUGGAGGGCCUUGUUCUUUUCCUGUCCCAGAGUGCUCAAAAAGACAUCAAAUCCUUCCAAUAAAUUUCUUUGCUGAAUGAAAGGAAGGUGUAGGGUGAAGGGAAAUGGUCCUGUUUUAACAAAUGUUCAUUAUUCUUAACAUGUGUUUUUAAUUCAAAAUCUCUAAGGUGAUUUUUUAUGACUGUGAAGAAGAAAUAAAUUAUGGAAGCUUAAAUAUGACAAAGUGGCUCAUGACAAGCAAGGCAGCUUGUCAUUGAUUCUGAAAAUUUUCCCUGCCAGUGAUUGUGUACUGGUUAUGUCUAUGUGGACUUUGGUUGUUUUUAUGAAGAAAAUAUGCCUUAUUUUAUCCUUGAAAAAAAGUGAGAGGAAAACUUCCCAAGUCUGUUUGUACUGCUGGUUCUGAUGUAAAGAAUCCUGUCCACAUCAAGAAAUGGAUGCAAAGGCACACCAGUUACUUGUCGUGCAGGAUAAAACUGGAUUAUAUCUGGACUAGAUCGUAUCUGGAAUUAGAGACCCUAAUUGAAGUAAUAGCCUUUGUAAGCCUGCCAUGUAAGUAGGUAGCAGCAUAUCCAGAUACUGUUUUCUGUUUGAUUCAGCUGUAAGAACAGCACAUUGUGUCAGUUCCACAGUGCCUUAUAUAUGUUGCUUUCUGUAACCAUUCUUUCAUUCAUGUGCAGCUGUUACACUACUCUGCAAAUUUCCUUCACUACAUUUGAAACAAAUGGUCUUCAUGUUCAGAGGUGAGGUAAAUUUCCACUUCUCAGCCCUGGGAUGGAAUGUUGAUUCAGUUGAUCUGAAUUAGUGAGUGAUCAGCAUGGCUGGUUAUCUCUCCUCUGGGUCUUCCCUUGAUUAAAACCAACCUUGUACUAAGACAGUGAGUACUUGUAUGUGUUACAAUGAAGAAUACCUUUACGUGUCUGUGUUACGGCAGUGUUUUGAAGGUUGGUUGAGAGAGCAGAAACCAUCUGAGUAGAUCUGGCACUGAGUGAUUGAUUUUUUUCUUGCCAGUUAAAUCUGAACCAAGUUGUCCUGAGUGGCAGCUGGGGGGGGGGGCAUAUUUGUAGCCACUAUAGUAUUUGAACACAUCACUAUUUUGGAGGGUAUAUGGAAAAUGCAGUGUUCUUUGCAUGGCCCUGGUGGGCCCAAUUCACAGAUGAUUUUGGCUUUUGGCAUCUGAUUGGUUUGUGAGUAGGAGAAAAUGGUGAAAUGGCUGUGCACAUCCAUGACUUUUGUCCCCCUCAUCUCUGUUAUAGAUGUCCUUAUUGAUUUCCAAAAAUCCAUUGCUUGCUUGCAUGUGGUUUAGAUGUCCUGGUAGACUGAAUUCCUCUGCCUGCUGUUUAUAUUUUGCAGAGACUGCCUAAGGCAGUGACAGUG